This is a messenger RNA of Phlebotomus papatasi, 2488 nucleotides long. RefSeq lists its product as uncharacterized. The transcript has 2 exons. Lineage: Eukaryota; Metazoa; Arthropoda; Insecta; Diptera; Psychodidae. Bases 1 to 1995 code for a protein of 664 amino acids. The record is from RefSeq and is a predicted model, not a curated record.
AUGGAAAUGAAUGAGAUUUCAACGUUCAACCACCGGAGGCAGAAAAUUGUCCAGAAAUUCUGCCUCCGGACGUCCCCAUGUGGACGAUACUACUGUUUUAUGCUGGUGGAUUCUGUAGUGGUGAGGAAAAUCACCCAUUCCCCGGUAAUUGAUCUGCCCACGGUGAAUUUCUCCGUGAGUGAAAUGAAAUGUCCGGAGAGUAUCUCAUCUGGGAAUAUUCCCAGGGACUUUGAGGCUAUUUACAAUACUGCUGAGUUUGAGGAGAAGAAAUCCAUGGUGUUGGAUCCUUUGAUGUGCGUGAAGUACGUGGAGAAUGUUUUGAUUUAUUUGGUUGAUUUGCAAGUCUCAUGGAACUUGCUAGGGAGAUCUGAUGCCCUCCUGAUCGGUGCUCAGAAUUCUGUGGGAUGUGUAAAGUUCUAUUCCAUGGCCAGUAUGGGCAGGGAGUGGGAAGCUGUGGUGGAUGUGUCGAAGGAAAUCAUUGAGUUGCGUCGGUCAGAAGAUGGGCUAGCCAAAACCUUUUCUGAGCUUCAGAAUGCCAUUCAGAGUAACAUAAUCUCAGCUUUUACCUGGACAAUGACUCCUCAUGAGGUCAUCUUCAAGUUCUGUGUGCUCCUGAAGAAUGGAGUAGCGAUUUUCUGCACCUACGACGGAGCUGCAAUUGGGAUUAUUUGUGAGAGGGAUUUUAACAUUCCGAAUACCACAAAGAUCAAGUGGUUCCAGUUCCAGGAGCAUGCCUACCUCAUAGCCACAGUGGCCUCGGGAGAGAUUUACUUAUUCCGAGUAGACGAUGAUGGGAAAUCUUGGAGUUUAGUGGCAGUUAUGUGGACAGAUCAGGAUUAUCUGAUUGUUGAUCACCUGGAAGUCAAUGUAAAUGAGGAGGAAGCUCUGAUCUUUGCUGUCAAGGAUUGCUUCCUGAUCACCUUCACCCUCAGUCAGGAUGAGGACAUCCUCUGUCGCUGCGAUGAGAUUGGAAAGUCAGCAAUUGUUGGCCUUACUCAUGUCUAUGCCUGGGAAUACCUCGUAGUCCUGGCUGACAGACUGACCAAGUUGAUCCAGAUUAAGAAAGCCGGAGAUGAGAUCACCUUCCACGAAGUGGAGAUCAAUAGCAAUCUCCCGGAAAAAUACACAAUCUUCGGAGGAGUCGCAUCUCCUCACAAAGUCUUCUGGAUGUUCGCUGGGGAACUCCUACAGCCCCAUGACAUCCAUACCUGGACCAAUUCUUCAGUAAUCGUCACCAUCUCAACCUUCUCGCACGGAAACUGCCCCCUCACCAUCCUCACGCACACAGAAUCACCUUCCCUCUCCCUGGACGACUGCAAGGAAGCCCUAAGAGUUCGAUGGUUCAAAGAAAACGACGUCAAUCCCGUCUACAUCGAACUAGUGGCCUAUCCCCUAGUCAAUGACGCAGAAUCCCUGACCAAUCUCCGGAAGCGUCUGAUCUACUUAGGAGCAAAAUGCGGAUCCCUCAAAUUGGGCCACGAAUCCGAAUCUCAACUCUUCCUGGAGGAAUUCAAGUACAUCAGGACUACCCUAAUCGCCAUAGGUUUCCUGAGAAAUCUCCAAGCGCUGAGGAAUCACUUCAAAGUCACCCGGAAAUUCACAAUGCUCCAGGCCAAUGCAGUCAGGCACUUCAAAGUCGGAAUAGCGGAAUAUCUGACACUUCCAAUGCCGGAAGAGUACGAACCAGGAUUGCAGCAUCUCAGGACAAUCUUCGAGGACAGUCUCCUGGGGACAGAAGAUGUCAAGUGCAUCCUCAAUUGCUGCCAGGUUUGCCGGAAGGAACUCGAUGAGAACACACUGAAUUGCUCUGAGGGGCAUGAAAUGAGGAGGUGCAUCCUGACCAAUUUUCAGCUUUUUAUCAUGAACGAAACAACCUGCUCACAAUGCGAUCAACUAAUCCUCAAUGACCGAGCCACGCUCACUGAAAUCCUCCUUCUGGACCCUGAUCAAGAGAUCACCUGCCCCAUUUGCGACAAUCCAAUUAUAAUGCCCUAGAGGAAGAAGUCAAAGUUGUUCUGCUCAAAAUCCAACCAUUCAGUACUUCCCGUGGCCCUGGAAUCACUCGAGGCUCCGGACAGAGUGUCACAGUUGCUGGAGGAGGUCCUGGAGUGACAGGAGCACCAGAAUUUCAUUCCAGAAUCCUCAGGUGUGUCCUCAAUGAGACACUGUGCCAGAUGGUAGUCCAGAUCGAAACGCAAACGAGCUCUUAGAAGAUUCACAGUGGUCUGACUUAGGCCUCUGGCCAGGAUGUAGAUCAAUUCUUCAAAAUGCAAUCUCCUUCCCCAAUUCAAAGUCUGCCCCAGGGCACUGAUGUAAUUAUAGGCGAGCCGCAGCGUCUCAAUCUUGGACAAUUUCUGACUGGGAUUCUGAUCCAGAUCCAGGGUAGCCUGGGUUGGAUUGAGAGGGACUCGGGCACGUAAAUUGUCCAGAGCCCGAUUGAGACUUAAAUUGAUUGAGAAUUAAAUAAAUAAAUGUGAUAAUUUUUAAA